CUGUGCGCGGCCAGAUUGCCCAGCGGUAUUUCCAACAGAGACCAGAAUUGUCGUUUGUCCUCCGGAGCCCUGACUGCAUGACCUGGGCUAACCCUAAUUACCUCGCAAAGGUCCCAUUUCCAAAUAACAUCAAAUUGAGGAUUACCGCUGCAACAUACGAAUUUAGGGCCCAUAAUAAUGCUGGCUUCCUAGAAUGAGGAAGCUUUUGUGAAGGAAAAAAAGGUAGAUCUCAAGUCCAGAAAUUAUUCUUUGCAGAGGCCACCCUUGAUGAGACACCAGGAUCAGGAUUUCAAGAAAGAUACUAAGAGUGGUGGCCAUUUCCUGAAAGCUGCUGAAAUGACUAAGUUUCAGGGCAUAUUGUCAUUCAGUGAUGUGGCUGUAUAUUUCACCUGGGAAGAGUGGCAGCUACUGGACACUGCUCAGAAGAAUCUCUACCGGGAUGUGAUGUUGGAAAAUCAUAGCAACCUAAUGUCAUUGGGUUAUCAAGCUACCAAGCCAGAAGCCAUGGUCUACUUGGAAAAAGGAGACCUAUUUCCAAGUCAUUUUAGUCCAGAAGUAAUGUGGCAAAUUUAUGAUUGGUAUCAGGAAGACAUUGAGAAGGAUGAACCUGUGGAGACAGAUCAUGAACAUUUUGCAGUGGGAAAAAUAUUUUCUCUUAACAAAGUCUUCAUUCCAGUUGUAGAAAAACCCUAUAAAUGUAUCUCAAGAGAAAUAACUUUGAAACAAAAUUCACAUUUGAAACAAAAUUCAAAUUUUCAGAGUAAAAACUAUGCAGACAUGAACUCUGCUGAGUUAAAUGGUUCUGGGAAAUUGUUCUUCCAUACUUUACAUGAAACUUCUCACAUUCAUGCCCAGUACUAUGAACCAAAUUUACGUGUGAAGGUUUUCAGCCUGGGGACAAAUCCUAAAAAACAUCGCAGAAUUCACACAGAAGGGAAACAUUAUGAAUGCACUGAAUGUACAAAAUCUUUCAGGUAUAAGUCAAAGCUCAUAAUACACCAGAGAACUCAUACAGGAGAGAAACCCUAUGAAUGCAAAGAAUGUGGAAAAGCCUACAGCGAGAAGACAAAGCUCAGAUUACAUUGCAAAACGCACACGGGAGAGAAACCAUUUGAGUGUAGUGAUUGUGGGAAAGGUUUUAUGCAGAAGUCAAACCUGAUUAUCCAUCAACGAAUUCAUACAGGAGAUAAGCCCUAUGGAUGUAGAGAAUGUGGAAAGGCCUUUUGUGGUAAGUCUCAGCUUGUUGUUCACCAGCGAAUUCAUACAGGAGAAAAAUCCUAUGAAUGCAGAGAAUGUGGAAAAGUCUUCAAUAAAAACUCACACCUCAUAGCACAUCGGAGGAUUCACACAGGAGAGAAACGUUAUGCAUGCUGUGAAUGUGGAAAAGCUUUUGUAUAUGCAUCGCAGCUCAUUGUACAUGAGAGAAAUCAUACAGGGAGAAAACCUUAUGAAUGCAAGGAAUGUGGGAAAUCUUUUAACAAAAAAUCACACCUAAUAAGACAUCAGAGGAUUCACACGGGAGAGAAGCCAUAUGAAUGCAAUGAAUGUGGAAAAGCUUUUAUAGACAACUCACAUCUCAUUGUUCAUCGAAGAACUCACACAGGAGAGAAGCCUUAUGAAUGCAGGGAAUGUAGGAAAGCCUUUAAUAAAAAGUCAUCCCUCAUAACACAUCAGAGAAUUCAUACAGGGGAGAAGCCUUAUGAAUGCACUGAAUGUAGAAAAGCUUUUAUAGACAAGUCACAUCUCAUUGUCCAUCAGAGAACUCAUACAGGAGAGAAACCGUAUGAAUGCAGUGAAUGUGGGAAAGCUUUCAUAGACAACUCACAGCUUAUUGUUCAUCAAAGAACUCAUACAGGAGAGAAGCCUUUUGAAUGCAGGGAAUGUAGGAAAGCCUUCAGUUAUAAGUCAUCCUUUAUAGCACAUCAGAGAAUUCAUACAGGAGAGAGGCCUUAUGAAUGCACUGAAUGUAGAAAAGCUUUUAUAUACAAGUCACAUCUCGUUGUCCAUCAGAGAACUCAUACAGGAGAGAAACCCUAUGAAUGCAGUGAAUGUGGAAAAGCUUUUGUACGAAAGGCAGUGCUCAUCGUACAUCAGAGAACACAUACAAGGGAGAAACCCUUUGUCUGUCUUGAAUGCCAAAAAGCCUUUAGCAGCAUGUCAAUGCUUAGUACACAUCAGUUGAUUCAUACAGGAGAGAAACCACAUGGAUGCAAUGAAUGUGGAAAAGCUUUCCGCCAAAAAAGCCAUCUUAUUAUCCAUCAACGAUGCCAUACUGGUGAGAAACCCUAUGGAUGCAUUCCAUCUGGUCAGAUCUUCAGGGAGGAAUCAGCUCAUUAGACAUCAGAGAUGUCACAUAGGAAAGAAACCAUAUCAAUAUACUCAGUAUGAGAAAGCCUUUUUUGUGUGUGUGAAAUCAUACCUCAGUAUUCAUUAGAGAA
This is a messenger RNA of Molossus molossus (Pallas's mastiff bat), 2438 nucleotides long. RefSeq names its product zinc finger protein 260-like. Gene Ontology annotation, molecular function: RNA polymerase II cis-regulatory region sequence-specific DNA binding; DNA-binding transcription factor activity. Bases 268 to 2337 code for a protein of 689 amino acids. NCBI's taxonomy places the organism in Eukaryota, Metazoa, Chordata, Mammalia, Chiroptera, Molossidae. Gene Ontology annotation, biological process: regulation of transcription by RNA polymerase II. The transcript is spliced from 6 exons. The record is from RefSeq and is a predicted model, not a curated record.